This is a messenger RNA of Trichobilharzia szidati, 2592 nucleotides long. Lineage: Eukaryota; Metazoa; Platyhelminthes; Trematoda; Strigeidida; Schistosomatidae. The record is from the annotation of a GenBank genome assembly.
AUGUUUUCAUUAUCUUUUAAUUUUAGAUCGGCUACCUCAUUGGGACGAAUUGGAACUAGUACAUCUGCAAAGAAUUUAAACACUAUCAAAUCAUUACGUGUACUUCGUGUUCUUCGACCUUUAAAAACAAUCAAUCGUGUGCCAAAAUUAAAAGCUGUAUUUGAUUGCGUGAUCAGUUCAUUGAAAAAUGUUUUCAAUAUAUUAAUUGUAUAUUGGCUUUUUCAAUUCAUAUUUGCUGUAAUUGCUGUACAAUUAUUUCAGGGAAAAUUUUUUUAUUGUAAUGAUGUCUCUAAAGUGACAAGAGAAGAUUGCCAGGGACAGUUUAUUGAUUUUAAUGAUCGUGGUGUUCCAUAUGUUCAGAAUCGCACUUGGAGAACACGUGAUUUUAAUUAUGACAAUGUUAUUCAUGCCAUACUGACACUGUUUACAGUGACAACUGGUGAAGGAUGGCCAGCGGUUCUGAGAAAUUCUAUAGAUUCUACAGUAGCCGAUCGUGGUCCAACUCCUGAUUUCCGUCAAGAAAUGGCUAUUUUCUAUGUGGUCUUCUUUAUUGUAUUUCCAUUCUUUUUUGUGAAUAUUUUCGUCGCUCUUAUUAUUAUCACAUUUCAAAAUCAAGGUGAAAAUGAAUUAAUUGAACUGGAUUUAGAUAAAAAUCAGAAACGCUGUAUUGAUUUUGCUAUCAAUGCAAGACCAUUAUGUCGAUAUAUGCCCAAAGAUAAACAUUCAAUGAAGUAUCGUGUUUGGCGACUUGUUGUUUCUACUCCAUUUGAAUAUUACAUAAUGGUUAUGAUUGCAAUUAAUACAUUAAUCUUAAUGAUGAAGUAUCAUCGGCAAGAACAGAAAUCAUAUUUUACAGCAUCUGUUGACACUGAACAACAAGCCUAUCACAAUUACUGUAAUACACUGUUAUAUUUCAAUUCAGCUUUCACUGUUAUGUUCUCAAUUGAAUGUAUGCUAAAGAUAAUGGCAUUUGGACCAAAGAACUAUUUUCGUGAUCGUUGGAACAUUUUCGACUUUAUCACUGUCAUAGGAAGUAUAACUGAUGUAUUAGUUUCUGAGCUUCAGGAGUCAGCAUUUUUAAGUUUAGGAUUUCUACGACUUUUUCGUGCAGCACGUUUAAUCAAAUUACUACGUCAAGGUUAUAGUAUACGGAUUAUCCUAUGGACAUUUAUUCAGUCAAUCAAAGCACUGCCAUAUGUCUGCCUACUGAUUACAAUGCUAUUCUUCAUUUAUUGUAUUAUUGGCAUGCAGGUUUUUGGGAAUAUCAAAACUGAUCCUCAUUCUCAGCUAAAUAAUCACAAUAAUUUCCAAACUUUUGGAGAUGGUAUACUGUUGUUAUUCAGAUGUGCAACUGGUGAAAAUUGGCAAGAAAUUAUGCUGGACUGUGCAGCCGGUAAAGAAUGUGAAGGAUCUGGAGAAUCAUGUGGAAGUUCCUAUACCUACUUAUACUUUGCAACAUUCAACUUUUUAUGCUCAUUUAUUAUGUUGAAUUUAUUCGUAGCUGUUAUUAUGGAUAAUUUUGAUUAUUUGACCAGAGAUUCUUCUAUACUUGGUCCACAUCAUCUUGAUGAAUUUGUGCGUGUUUGGGCUGAAUAUGAUCCUGGAGCAAAGGGUCUUAUUCAUCAUCGUGAUGUUUAUGAAAUGCUGAGGAACAUGGAACCACCAGUAGGAUUUGGCAAGAAUUGUCCUUAUCGUCUGGCCUAUCGGAAAUUGAUUCGAAUGAAUAUGCCAGUUGAUGAGAAUGGAUGUGUUCAUUUUACCACGACACUGUUGGCUUUAAUACGUGAAUCACUGGGUAUUAAAACUGGACCAACUGAAAUAAUGGAUCAGCGGGAUAUGGAAUUAAGAGAGACUAUUUGUAAAUUAUGGCCAGUUCAUGGAAAGAAAAUGCUUCAUCUCCUUGUACCUCCAGAUUCAGAGUUACUUUACCAUAAAAUGACAGUUGGAAAAAUUUAUGCAAGCUAUCUUAUAAUUGAAAAUUGGAGAGCUACACGUGCAUUUCAAGGAAAAGGAGGGACUUCAAAAUCAGCGAGUAUAUUGGCAAGAUUUUUUGGUGCAGUUAAACAAAAUGCUCAUCAUCCAAAUGUUGGUUCUGAAACAGAAGAAGAAAGAGGAAGUCCUGAUAUAAAUGAAUCUUCAGAAAAAACUGAAUCUAGUGGUCAACAUGUGAAGAAAAAUAAAAUUCUGUCUUUAGGUCGAAGUAUUCACAAUCACCAUCAUACACCAAGAGGUUCACAAUCCAACGAUCAGUUUGUACAUUUACCCAUUAUUAAAUCACGCAAAAAAUCUGGUAUUCUAAGCGAUGCGGAGAAAUCACCUCCUGAUGAGUUACACCGUACAAAAUACACUGAUAAAUCUGUGAAACAUUCAGCUCACUUUAUUCAAAAUGAACAGAAUCCAGCUUACGAAGGGAUCGCUGCAAGAUGGUUUGAUAGUCAACCGAAACGUCCUAAAGGGGAUUUCCCAGAUAGAACAGCUGGAAAUUUCGAAGAAACUGACAGAAGUUUUGGUAGUAGUGAAGAAUACUCAGAGACAGCGUACUGUCAACACCUACCGUUGACGGAUUCACCAGGUGAAUAUUUUGAAGGUUAG